UAGUUGCCAGAAUGAAGGUCCACCCUUGAAGCCAUCGGCGCUCGAUCUUUCUGUUGCUUCUCUUUGCGAUGCUGACAGUCCACACUCUCGGUGGCUCAAGCUACAUCCUGGAGCCUGAGGAGGGCAUCGUGCGCUGCCUGGUGGCAGAAAAGCUGGGGCAGCCCAUCAUGAGGACGAGAUUGGUUUCUGCGGGAGCCUUGCUUCCAUGUGAUGCAACAUGGGAGGAUCUAGAUGGGGUGCACGAAGUGGAGAUGGUGUCACUUCCCGCGGUCAUGGACUUCGCUGCGGAUUUGUUCCAGGCAGUACAGAAGGGCACAGCCCGUGAGGUGGAAGCAAUCUUGCUGAAGUGCCAGGAUCCGAACUGUCGAGAUGCCAGAGGCAAUUGGGUCUUCUUGAAGGCCAGUGGAAGUCGAAGCCCCCAAAAACUGGAGAUCCUCCGCCUGCUCUUUGCUGCGGCGGCCGACAUCUACGUUGCUGAUCGUGGCGGGCGCCGGGCGUUGCACAUAGCCGCCAGCCAGGAGGAUGCUGAGGUACUUCGCUUCUUGCUGCAGGCUCGUGCGGAGACAGAAGCGGCAGACACCUUCGGCUGCACCGCGCUGCAUUUGACGGCGCUUAGAGACUCCGGACAGGCAGCCCAGAUUCUGUUGGAGUUCAAGGCAAACAAGGAUAAAGCUGAUAUCAGUGGAACAACUGCCUUGCAUGCCGCCUCUGAGAAGGGUCAUGUUGGAGUCUUGCGUGUAUUGCUGAAAGCACGGGCAGAUACAGAGAAACCCGACACCAAUGGUCUGACUCCGUUGCGCGCUGCUGCUGGUGUGGGCCGCUUGUCAGCGGUUCAGGACUUGGUGGCCCAUGCCGCAAACAUCAACAAGGCUUGCAGCAUCGGGAUCACGCCAGUUCAUGCGGCUGCAGACCGUGGACACCUCCAAGUUGUGGAUGUUUUAAUCUGCAGCCGUGCAAACUUGAACCAAGGAGACCUUCACGAGAGCAACCCGUUGCAUGCCUCAGCUGCGGCUGGGCACCUAGAGGUGGCACGUUUGCUGGUUGAAGGUCGUGCAGAUUUUCAUCUGGGGAACGUGCAUGAUGUCAGCCCGCUGCACGUGGCGGCAGGGCAGGGACAGGCUGAGGUCGUACAACUUCUGGUGCAGGCUGGCGCGGAAAAGAACAAAGCAAAUUCCUUGGGAGCGACUCCUUUGCGUUGUGCUGCUGAACACGGGCACAGGGAUGUGGUGAGCUUCUUGCUUGACAUGCAUGCAGACAUCAUGAUUGGGGACAACAGCCAGACCAUUCCACUGCAUGCAGCUGCUGCACAAGGUCACCUUCACAUUGCUGAGCUUUUGGUGAGGUUCAAAUCUGAUGUGAACCACCGAAAUCAGGAUGGGAUUACGCCUUUGCAUGCUGCCAUCAGUCGGGGUGACCCUGAUUUGGUCCACUUCUUGAUGGGUUGCAGGGCCCAUCCUGAACAAGCAACCCUCAAGGGAGAUAGGCCUCUACAUGCUGCAGCAGAGCGAGGCCACGCAGGCUUGGUUGACAUCCUUCUGCGAGCGCGGGCAGACGCGAACUGUGCCAACCACGGCGGUUCUUCUCCACUUCAUGCAGCUGCAAGUCUAGGUCGUUUGGAGGCCGCACGGACCUUGGUCCAAGCUGGCGCUGACAAGGAGAUGCCCAACGCCGUAGGGGUAACGCCGCUGCGUGCAGCAGCGCGGCAGGGAAGCUUUGAGAUGAUCUGCCUGUUGGUGGAGGCUGGCGCGAAGCAGGUCUUCUUAGAGGACAACGCUGCAGAUCAUCAGCUACAACUGAGCAAAAGGGGUCACUAGCUUGCUCAACUGUCCUCCUGUACAUAUGCCACAAGAUCACGUGAGCCUUUUGAAGGCCUUUGUGGUCAGAGCCUGUGUGGCUCAAAGAGUUUUCGUUUCAAUUUUUAUCAGAAUCAUGCGGAGAGAGAAGAGACGCACAGUGCAAAUUCGUG
Molecule: messenger RNA, 1966 nt
Organism: Durusdinium trenchii
Lineage: Eukaryota; Dinophyceae; Suessiales; Symbiodiniaceae
Source: the annotation of a GenBank genome assembly